AUGGACUCAUCCAUGAUCAAAGAGAAACUCCAGGUUGCAGGGGAACCUGCCCCAUAUGACCCGACAUUCAGUGGCCCUGUUUAUAAAAGGUCUUUUACUGAUGUCUUGUGUUGUUUGAUUUUCGUCGCCACUAUGGUCAUCUACGCAAUCAUUGGUGGUGCAGCUUGGCUUUAUGGAAACCCACAAUACAUCAUCAAGGAGCAAAACUCUGCUGGAGUUUUUUGUGGAGUUGGACCCAACGUUGAUAAACCCAAUGUGUUUUACUUUGACGUGUUGAAGUGUGCCUCAGCAGUCAAUGUAAUGGCUGCAACAUUCAAAGGCCUUCAGUGUCCAACGAUUCAAGCUUUCGCUGCAGGGGCAAAACCGGCUGAAGUCUUUCAGCAGGAGUUCUGUGACCCCAGUUUGGACCUCAACCAGACCACAUUUACGGUGCAAGAGAUCCUGGACAAAGGGCUGUGUCCGGAUUAUUAUAUGCCAAGCAAACCAGUUCAGGGAAAAUGUCUGCCCAGUUUUGAGCCAAAUGAUGUUCCUUCGGACUUCACUGUCCAUGGAUCAACUUUGGAUAAAGAAACAGUAAAGGACAUAAUAGAUGCUUCAAACUCUCUCAAGUCUGGGUUUAAUGCUAAAUCCAUGACGGUCAGAAUCAUCGAAGACUUUGCCAUUUCAUGGUAUUGGAUAUUGGUAGGUCUGGUGAUUGCGCUGGCAUUCAGUAUGGUGUUUCUCCUGUUGAUGCGAUGCUUUGUGACUCUGUUGGUCAUACUCAUCAUCGCUGGUCUUCUGUCACUGGGAGCAUAUGGUAUUUACCAGUGUUACCAGGAGUAUGAGAAACACAUGAACUCUCAGCUCACACUUGGUGACCUCAGUCUACAGUCCAAGCUCUCAGACUACUUUCAAGUGAAGGAGAUCUGGCUGGCUUGCUUGGUGACUGUGUCCCUGCUGGAGUUUCUCUUUUUGGUGCUGCUUGUAUCAUGCUUGAGAAAAAGACUCGCAGCAGCGCUGGCAAUGAUGAGGGAGUGCAGCGAGGCGAUGGGUGUACUAUCGCCUACAAUGGCAUACCCAUUGGUCACAUUUCUGCUGGUCACGCUCUGUGUAACCUUCUGCAUAGUGACUAGCAUAAAUCUGGCUACUUCUGGAUUGCCAGUAUACAACAAUUCAUCGAAUCCCGAAUGUAAUGUCAUCACAGGGGAAGAAACAUGUGUCCCAGAGACUUUCAAAUCAUCAGACUACCCCAAGUGUCCUGUGCGCUGUGCCUUUGUUAAAUAUGAUGAGGAAGAAGGCUUUUUCCAAAGACACACACAGUACUUUCAAAUUUAUUAUUUUCUGGCAUGUCUGUGGUGCCUUCAUUUUAUCAUUACGCUGGGCCAGUGCACACUAGCGACACUCUUCCAGACGUUACGGUACCAUACUGGCUCCAUGGCGUUUGGCGCCGUCUUCCUCAACAUGUUCCAGGGUGUCCGGAUCGUCCUGGAAUUUGUCGAAGACGUGACCAAAGGUGAGUGUGCCAACCUGUGCCAGAUUGCAACGUACGGAGACAAUUACUUCACGUCGGCCAAGAAUGCAUACACACUCUGUGGAAGGAACAAGGACCGAGUGCUGGUGGUGGACCAGGUUACAGACUUGCUGCUGUUCUUCGGGAGACUGCUGGUAGCCGGAGCAAUGGGAGUCUUGGCCUUCUAUUUCUUCAGUGGAGACAUUCGAGUGUCACCUGACGUCUUCCAGGCGGAGUUGCUGCACUAUUGGUGGCUGCCUGUUAUUGUGGUGAUGGUGGGAGCCUACUUCAUUGCUCACAGCUUUCUAAGUGUGUACAGCAUGGGAGUUAACACGCUCACCCUCUGCGUCAUGAAUGAUCUGGAGCACAAUGAUGGGACGCUGCAGAGACCCUACAUGUCAAGGAGCAUGAUGCAGAUCCUGCAACGACAGAAUGACUCUGCUGUUUAA
Messenger RNA from Hemibagrus wyckioides, 1938 nucleotides. RefSeq names its product choline transporter-like protein 4. The transcript has 24 exons. Gene Ontology annotation, biological process: choline transport; thiamine pyrophosphate transmembrane transport. The record is from RefSeq and is a predicted model, not a curated record. Lineage: Eukaryota; Metazoa; Chordata; Actinopteri; Siluriformes; Bagridae. Gene Ontology annotation, molecular function: thiamine pyrophosphate transmembrane transporter activity. Bases 1 to 1938 code for a protein of 645 amino acids. Gene Ontology annotation, cellular component: plasma membrane.